UUUUAAAAAAAAAGAAAAGAUGCAUGUGUUCUAGAUUUGGUGGACAACUUAAAUUUUUUGGCAUAUGGUAACUGUGGUUGAUAGAUGAGAAAAUCUAUGGUGCCGAGAAGGUAAAUAGCUUGUCCAAGAUUACACAUGGGUCCAUGGUGCACCAGAGCCUGGUCCUUCCCAUUGCCCUCCACUGUGUACUGUGGAUGCAAACUCUGAGCACAUUGCAGUUGACGUUUUUUUUUUAAUGUAUGUAGAGCCUGAUAAUGUUUUAGGGCUCCUGUCUGAACUUUUGGGGUACGUUAUUGGAGGAAGAGGUGUGUGGAGAUGUGCAACUUGUAAUAGAUGAUUUGGCAGGUCAGGGACUCUCUUUUUAAUCUAAAAAGAUAACAAUGGAGAAAGGCCAUCAUGGUGAGCCAAGAGAUGGAGGCAAAGGUGAGCAGGGGCCAGAGCAGGUAGGUGACUUUUCUUGUGGAAAAUGAUGUGUCUUCAGCCCCUUUUAAGUUUCACUUCUGAAGACCACACUCAGCUCCCCCACCCGCCUUGCCCUAAUCUUUAUUUUGAAUCUCUUGGUUGUCAUCAGAGGUGCUGUUACUGUGUUGCUGGGUUUCAUUUCCUGUGAAGUUCCCUUUCCUCUGGUCUAAGGUGGCCCUGUAGGUAUCUCUAGCUUCCAAGGCUUGUGGGAAAGUGCCCAGAUGCUUAGUGCAGAAUGGGAAACUGCAUUAAAUUUGGCUGAAUAAACAGUAAGUGGUGAGGUGCAGGCUAAUUACUUCUCUUCCUUUUAAAUAUUUUCCAUCUUCAUAGUGACAUCCAGUGUGUUUUUGAUACAUGGGGUUUUCCCCUCAAGUAUUGUUUUUUUUUAAAAUCAGAUAUUGUUCAUAUUUCAUAUACUUUGAAACUAUCCAAAUGAUCAUAUGAAGGAAACUUACCUUUUGAGUGGUCUGGAGGUAGUUCUCAGAGUCAAAGUGGAAGUUUUCCUUUGGGUCCUAAGGCUUGAGGUUGGAGGAUGUUGUAUAUCCAUGAGUGAAUCAAACUGACACACACACACACAUUUUUUUUUUCUUUUUCUUUUUUAAAUACUGGAGAUUGAACUCAGGAGUGCUUAACCACUGAGCAAAAUCACCAGCCCCUUUUUACUUUUUAUUUUGAGAUAUAAUCUUGCUAAGUUUCUGAGGCUAGUUUCAAACUGUGAUCCUCCUAUCUCAGCCUCCUGAGUCACUGGGAUUACAGGAAUGCGCCACCUAUGCCCAGCUGACAAACCUUUUUUGAAAAGCUGGUAUAAAGCUAAGCAAGCCACUGUGAGUACUGGAUUGAUCACCUGCACUGGUGAGGGGCCAGUCUCUGUGUGCUGGCUGUUGACGGUAAACAGUGCAGGCAAUAAUAGCUCAGUACUCUUCCAGUUGAAGUCUGCUAAGUACAUAUUCACACUUUUAAAAUAAUUUGAUUAUUAUUUUUUCCUUUUAGAUGUGCAGCAAAAACAGCAUUUCUACCUGAGCAGUAGAAAUGAUCACAACACCUUACUAUGCUUUCAACUCUUCUUACUUCUUCCCUUCUGUUAGAACUGGUCUUAUUCUCUAGGUGUUCCCACUAGUAAUGCGUUCUACCCAGUAAUCAGAUCUAUGGCCCAUAUUGGGGGAACUCAGUUUAUUGUGUUAGGAAGGUGUGCUCAAAUGUGACCCCGUGGGUCUUUAUGGAGUUAACUGUAGAGGAGAUGGAAGCAUAUGUAUCUAUGGAGCCAGGAUGAAAACCACCAUGGGAAGAGGUGUGAUGAGCAGGAGGGGUUAGGGAGGAAGAAAUGAGUAUCUUAGACAGUCUCGAGGAGGCUUGGGGUGGAAGGAACAGAAGUUUUAUCACUCUAGUUAGCAUGUCCUUAAAACUAGAUACAAACAACAGUGGUUGUAUAUAUUGGGAUCUGCUCUCAUAUUUGUAGAAAGAACGACACUCCAGAGCAGUGCUUUCCAAUUAGCCAUCUGCAGUGAUGGACAGGUCCUGUAUCAGAGGUGGCCAAUAUGGGAGCCACUAAUCACAUGUGAUUUGGGAACACUAGAAAUAUGACUAGUGCAACCGAGCAACUAACUGUUAAAUUUUAUUCCCUGUUAAUUGAAAAGUUAAAUCUAAACAGUCACAUGUGGCUAGUGGCUACCAAAGCCAGACAAAACAUGCAUAUCUGUAACCUGGUAUUGAUCCCAAAUCAUAGACACUUUGUUUGGCUUUUACUUUUUAAUAUAUUUUGGCAUAAAUGGAGCAUCUAUGCACACCCUAAAGUGCAGUAAGUCAUUAAGAAAUGGUGAUACCCCCACACCUCCUGCAUAUGUGUAUGUACAUGCACACACAGAUAUGCAAAUGCUUAUAUGCCCAUGCACACACAGAUGCACCUGUGUACGUACACACACAGACACACACACACACACAAAGAAGUCUUUCUUCUUGACUUCUUGAAAUGAAGGGAGGGAGAAAUAUGAUGAUUUUGGAUGGCUUACUGUUUUGAAGGACAGGUAAUAAAUUAGUGAUUCUUCUACUGGGGACAUAUCAGGCUGAACAAAGAAAAGUCCCUGAUGGAAAGAAAGAACCAUCUCUGCCCUCCAGAGGGCAGAGGGUCUUGGAUGAGUCUUAGUUUCCUCCUCUAUACACUGUGGAUUACAGAAUCUCCUAUCUGCCCCCCAAAAUAAUAUAUAUUUGGAAAAACUUCUUUUCAGGUUGGUCUUUCCAAACCAACAUCACAGCUUUUUUAUAAUCCUGCAGGACAUUUCCUUUUCUCUUUGUGUUGACUGUGGUACCAAGAGCUAUGAUGAUACAUAUUUUCCCCUUGAUUUCAGAUGUCUUCUGGCAAUUGCCACAUCUCUCCAAGACCCACUUGAAAAAUCUUUCCUUUUAAAUUCUGACCCCAGUCUUGUUUUGGGAGUCUUCAUUUUGAGUCCUAUCUGCAUUCUACUCACGCUUUGACUCUGCCCUUCUCAGUGUGUGUGUGCCCACCAUGUCCUGGAGUCCCAAAAUGUUUCAUGUUCUUUUCAUAUGCCUGUGCUUUAUCUUCCUGAUUGGAAUGCAAACUCACUGGUAAGAGUCAGGCUUUAAACUUUAUUUUCUUGAUCUUUUUAAACUUAAUUUUAUUCAGUGUUUGCAAAGAGUGGUGCUCAGUCCAUGUUGCAUUGUGAUGGUUCAGUGGAGAAUGUGGGUCUUCUUUAAGCCUGUUUGGCUGUUAAGAUCAGUGGUGUCAAGGUGUUUCAUCUACAGCUAUUUAUCAAGGUGUUUUUUUUUUUUAAAUCAGAUCCUCAAGCUCUAUAAAUGUGAUUCUGUAGGACUGAGAUGGGAUGCUGGAACCUUGUAUUUUAUGAAGCAAACCAGGGAAUUCUGAUGCAGGAUGGGUCUUGCUUUGUUGCUCAGGCUUGCCUCAAACUCCUGAGUUUAAGAGAUCAUCCUGCCUCUGCCUCCCAAAUACCUGGUCAUAAAUACCAGCCACCAAUGAUUGAAGUACUGGAUCUGAUUUUGGCAGUGGGCUAGGAACUCUGUGGAAAGAUUGGUGAAUUUACCUGAGAAAUUGAAAAUCAAGAUUAUGAAAACGUGUGACUAGGACCAGAAGCAGAUUUCCAGGUGGAGUCUUUGCAUUUUUUAAAAGAUGGUGGUAAUCAGAUCUACUUGAAAAUUAAGUGAAUUGAUUUGAUUGGAACACUCGUUUACCAGUUGUUUGACAUUUGGCCACUAGAUCCCCAGAAGUUGUGCAUUUGUUCCAUGGAGAGAGUUGACAUCUUGGAAAUCAAAGACGGUUGUGAUGCAGUUUAUUGAUAUGAGGAUAACAGGAAGCAUCAGGACAAUCAUGCCCAUGAGAACUCUAAACUAUUCAGGCCAUUUUAUCUUAGAGAAACUGGCAAUUGAACUUUGCUAUAGUUGAUGGGCAAAAUUUCUUCCAGACUAUUCAUCAUCCUAGUUGAAAACAUUCAGAUGCCAUAAGAAAUCUUUGUAGAUUUGCACUUAGCUUUUGGAUGGACGUUUCUAUGAUGGAGAGAACUGUGUUAUAGCCUGGUACAAGGACAUACCCAUCUGAUGCCUAUUGACUACGGUGUAGGUGUGGGAGGUUCCAAAGAGAAGGGGCAGUCAGCAAGCUUGCAGACACUCUGGAACAUGGGAGCGCCCAAGCUUUAAAAAGCACAGCAUUGAGACACUCCAUGAGUCUGCACGGCUUUCAGGCAAACUAGCACUUAAGACUUGGCACAACAAAAUGGACACUGGGGACACAGCUCUAGGACAAAAAGCUACCUCAAGGUCUGGAGAAACUGAUAAAGCAUCAUCAGGUAGAUGGAGACAGGAACAAUCGGCUAUUAUUAAGAUGAGCACUUUUGGCAGUCAAGAAGGACAGCGGCAACCACAAAUUGAUCCUGAGCAGAUUGGAAACACAGCAUCAGCACAGCUGUUUGGUUCUGGGAAGCUGGCCUCACCCAGCGAAUCAGUGCAGCAAGUCACAGAGAAGCAAUACCCACCGCACCGUCCAAGUCUCUACUCAUGCCAACAUUCACUGUCUUUCCCUCAGCACUCAUUGCCACAGGGGGUCAUGCACAGCGGCAAGCCACACCAGAGCCUAGAAGGCCCUCCCUGGCUUUUCCCUGGCCCUUUGCCAUCGGUCGCCUCCGAGGACUUAUUUCCUUUUCCUAUACAUGGCCACAGUGGUGGUUUUCCUAGAAAAAAGAUUUCAAGCCUGAACCCUGCUUAUAGCCAAUACUCCCAGAAAAGUCUCGAACAGGCAGAAGAUGCUCACAAGAAAGAGCACAAACCCAAAAAGCCCGGCAAAUACAUUUGCCCUUACUGCAGCAGAGCAUGUGCCAAACCAAGCGUUCUGAAAAAACACAUCAGGUCCCACACUGGUGAGCGGCCAUAUCCAUGUAUACCUUGUGGUUUCUCUUUCAAGACAAAGAGCAAUUUGUACAAGCACAGGAAGUCACAUGCCCAUGCAAUUAAGGCAGGAUUAGUACCUUUCACAGAGUCAGCUGUCUCUAAAUUGGACUUGGAGGCUGGUUUUAUUGAUGUAGAAGCAGAAAUACAUUCGGAUGGUGAACAGAGUACAGACACAGAUGAGGAGAGCUCUUUGUUUGCUGAGACUUCUGACAAAAUGAGCCCCGGCCCACCCAUCCCACUGGAUAUUGCUAGCAGAGGUGGCUACCACGGGUCCCUAGAAGAGUCCUUGGGAGGUCCAAUGAAGGUGCCGAUUUUGAUUAUCCCCAAAAGUGGAAUUCCGCUACCUAACGAAAGCUCUCAGUAUAUUGGCUCUGAUAUGCUACCAAACCCAUCUUUAAAUACUAAGGCUGAUGACUCUCAUACAGUUAAACAGAAACUUGCACUAAGACUGUCAGAGAAAAAAGGACAAGAUUCUGAGCCAUCUCUCAACCUUCUGAGCCCGCACAGUAAAGGAAGCACUGAUUCAGGUUACUUUUCUCGCUCAGAAAGUGCAGAGCAGCAAAUAAGCCCUCCCAACACCAAUGCAAAGUCUUAUGAAGAAAUCAUCUUUGGAAAAUACUGUCGGCUUAGUCCGAGGAAUACACUCAGUGUUACACCCACAGGUCAGGAGCGUGCCACCAUGGGACGGAAGGGCAUCAUGGAACCAUUACCUCAUGUAAACACCAGGUUAGACGUCAAGAUGUUUGAAGAUCCAGUCUCGCAGCUGAUCCCCAGCAAGGGGGAAGUGGAACCCAGUCAAACAAGCCUGCUGAAGUCCACGAAAUUCAACAGCGAGUCCAGGCUACCCCACACUAUUCCGUCAUCGGUAAGGAAUGAAGGAAAACUGUAUCCUGCAAAUUUCCCAGUCAGCAACCCGGUUCUCUUAGAAGCUCCUAUAGACUCUUCCCCACUUAUUAGAAGCAACUCGAUGCCAACUUCUUCAGCAACUAAUUUAAGUAUUCCUCCUUCUUUGAGAGGAAGCCACUCAUUUGAUGAAAGGAUGACAGGGUCUGACGAUGUGUUCUACCCGGGCACUGUGGGCAUACCCCCUCAGCGCAUGCUAAGAAGACAAGCGGCGUUCGAGCUGCCAUCAGUCCAGGAAGGGCACAUGGAGGCCGAGCACCCUGGCAGGGUGUCCAAGAGUCUCACCAGCUCAUCCCUCAAGGAAAAGAAACUGGUUCCUGGGGACAGGGUUGGGUAUGACUAUGAUACCUGCCGGAAACCCUAUAAGAAGUGGGAAGACCCUGAAACACCAAAGCAAAGCUACAGGGACAUUUCCUGCUUCAGUUCUUUAAAACAUGGAGAAUAUUUUAUGGAUUCCUCGGUGCCAGUGCAGGGAGUGCCAACCAUGUUUGGAACCACAUGUGAAAACAGAAAACGUCGGAAAGAGAAGAGUGUAGGAGAUGAGGAGGACACCCCCAUGAUUUGCAGCAGUGUCGUCAGUACUCCCAUGAGCAUCAUGGCUUCAGAAUAUGACCCCAAACUGCACAUGCAGGAGGGAGUGAGGAGCGGAUUUCCCAUGGCUGGACUCGAGAACCCUUCACUCGGUCACCCUGAGCGCUUUGACCCGGGUCGACCCCAACUGCACUCUGGAAGUCCCUCCCUGGGAUCAGAGGAUUCCCUUUCAGCCACUGAUCCUGACAAGAUGUCAGACCCAGGGGGCAGGAAACCGCCUGGCAAUGUGAUUUCCGUGAUUCAGCACACGAACUCCCUGAGCCGGCCCAAUUCCUUUGAAAGGUCCGAGUCAGCUGAACUUGGGACUUGUACACAGGACAAAGCCUCUUCCCCAUCCGAGACAUGUGACAGUGAGGUUCCGGAAGCCCCCGUGAGCCCAGAGUGGGCACCCCCUGGGUAUAAUGCAGAAAGCGGGGGGAAGCCAGCCCCGACCCCACAGGUACCACAGCCGUCCUAUCACGCACAGCCUCGGUUGGUUCGCCAGCACAACAUCCAGGUCCCUGAGAUUCGAGUCACCGAGGAGCCUGAUAAACCAGAGAAGGAGAAAGAAGCCCAGAGUAAAGAGCCGGAAAAGCCAGUGGAGGAAUUCCAGUGGCCCCAGAGAAGCGAGACCCUUUCUCAGCUCCCUGCGGAGAAGUUGCCACCCAAAAAGAAGCGUCUGCGACUGGCAGAUAUGGAGCACUCCUCCGGAGAGUCCAGCUUUGAAUCCACAGGCACCGGCCUCUCUCGCAGCCCCAGUCAAGAAAGCAACUUGUCCCACAGCUCUAGUUUUUCCAUGUCCUUCGAAAGAGAGGAAUCCGUUAAGUUUACUGCCCCUCCCAAGCAGGAUGAGUUUGGGAAGCAUUCCGAGUUUUUGACCGUCCCUGCUGGUUCUUACUCAUUGUCUGUUCCAGGCCAUCACCACCAGAAAGAGAUGCGACGCUGCUCCUCAGAACAGAUGCCUUGUCCUCACCCAACGGAAGUCCCAGAGGUUCGGAGUAAAUCAUUUGAUUAUGGGAAUCUGUCCCAUGCCCCUGUGGCGGGAACAUCAGCCUCAACCUUAUCCCCCUCCCGGGAGAGGAAGAAAUGCUUUUUGGUGCGGCAGGCUUCCUUCAGUGGCUCCCCAGAAAUCGCCCAAGGUGAGGCCGGUGUGGACCCAAGUGUCAAACAGGAGCAGAUGGAGCAGCUGCACGCUGGCCUCAGGGCCGCAUGGCACCACGUGCCAUCCUCUGUGCUUCCGCCUCUUCCACCAGAUGACCCAGGGAAGCAGGUGGUGGGUCCUUGUGCCCAGUUGAGCUCAGGACCACUCCACCUGGCCCAACAACAGAUCAUGCACAUGGACAGUCAGGAAUCUUUGAGAAACCCCUUGAUUCAGCCUACAUCCUACAUGACAAGCAAGCACUUGCCUGAACAGCCACACUUAUUUCCACAUCAAGAGACUAUUCCAUUUUCUCCGAUCCAGAAUGCCUUGUUUCAGUUUCAGUACCCCACCGUCUGUAUGGUUCAUUUACCGGCUCAGCAACAUCCCUGGUGGCAGGCACAUUUCCCCCAUCCCUUUGCUCCUCAUCCUCAGAAGAGCUACAGCAAACCUUCUUUCCAGGCAGAAAUUCAUUCUAACUAUCCCUUAGAGCACGUUGCUGAACACACUGGGAAGAAGUCUGCUGACUAUACACACACAAAAGAGCAAACUUACCCUUGUUAUUCAGGAACAUCAGGGCUACACUCCAAGAACCUUCCUCCAAAGUUUCCUUCGGACCCGAGCAGUAAGUCAAGUGAUACUCCCUCUGAACAGGUUCUUCAGGAAGAUUUCGGGUCGGCAAAUACUGGUCCUUUGCAAUCCCUACCAGGCACAGUGGUUCCUGUUCGGAUCCAGACCCACGUUCCGUCCUAUGGAAGUGUCAUGUACACAAGCAUUUCUCAGAUCCUUGGGCAGAACAGCCCUGCAAUUGUCAUAUGCAAAGUUGAUGAGAAUAUGACCCAAAGAACACUGGUAACCAAUGCAGCCAUGCAAGGGAUAGGGUUCAAUAUUGCCCAGGUGCUUGGGCAGCAUGUGGACUUGGAAAAAUACCCCCUUUGGAAAGUACCUCAGACCUUGCCCCUUGGCUUAGAAUCUUCCAUCCCCUUGUGUUUACCUUCCACCUCAGACAGCGCCUCCUCCCUUGGAGGCAGCAAGCGGAUGCUCUCUCCAGCCAGCAGCUUGGAGCUCUUCAUGGAAACGAAGCAGCAGAAACGGGUCAAAGAAGAAAAGAUGUAUGGGCAGAUAGUGGAGGAGCUCAGUGCUGUGGAGUUGACCAACUCAGACAUCAAGAAGGACCUCUCCCGCCCCCAGAAGCCCCAGUUGGUCCGGCAAGGGUGUGCUUCUGAGCCAAAGGACGGCUCCCAGUCGAGGUCAUCGUCCUUCUCCUCUCUGUCGCCCUCUUCAUCUCAAGACCAUCCAGCUGUUGGUGGCCCCUCAAGGGAGCCAUUCCCGCCCAGCAGGGAGAUGCUCUCUGGUUCCAGGGCCUCCGCUCCUGGGCAGAAGUCCAGCGGGCCUUCAGAAAGCAGAGAUUCUUCAGAUGAAUUAGACAUUGAUGAGACCGCAUCGGACAUGAGCAUGAGUCCUCAGAGUUCUUCACUGCCAACCGGAGACAGUCAGCAGGAAGAGGAAGGGAAGGGCCAGAAGCUACCUGUUGGCAUGCUGGUCCACAUGGGCUCUGGUCCCAGUGGAAACGUGGCAAACUCGACUCUUCUUUUCACUGAUGUGGCAGAUUUCCAGCAGAUUCUUCAGUUUCCCAGUCUGCGGACAACUACUACUGUGAGUUGGUGCUUCUUGAAUUAUACAAAACCCAAUUUUGUGCAACAGGCCACUUUCAAAUCCUCAGUUUAUGCUUCAUGGUGCAUUAGUUCCUGCAACCCAAACCCAUCAGGUUUGAACACCAAGACCACGCUGGCUCUUCUGAGGUCCAAGCAAAAAAUCACUGCAGAAAUUUAUACUCUGGCUGCUAUGCACAGGCCUGGAACCGGCAAGCUGACAUCAUCCAGUGCUUGGAAACAGUUUGCACAGAUGAAACCGGAUGCAACCUUUUUAUUUGGUAGCAAACUAGAAAGGAAACUAGUGGGAAAUAUUUUAAAAGAAAGAGGGAAAGGAGAGCUUCAUGGAGAUAAAGAUAUUGGAUCCAAGCAAACUGAGCCAAUCCGAAUUAAAAUCUUUGAAGGAGGGUAUAAGUCAAAUGAAGAUUAUGUAUAUGUCAGAGGACGUGGACGUGGAAAGUAUAUUUGUGAGGAAUGUGGGAUUCGCUGUAAGAAGCCAAGCAUGCUCAAAAAACACAUCCGCACUCAUACUGAUGUUCGGCCUUACGUAUGCAAGUUAUGUAACUUUGCCUUCAAAACGAAAGGAAAUCUAACAAAACAUAUGAAAUCUAAAGCACACAUGAAAAAAUGCCUGGAGUUGGGAGUCUCAAUGACAUCAGUGGAUGAUACAGAAACUGAGGAAGCAGAAAAUAUGGAAGAUUUACACAAAGCGGCUGAGAAGCAUAGCAUGUCCAGCAUUUCAACAGAUCACCAGUUCUCAGAUGCCGAGGAAUCGGAUGGUGAGGAUGGAGAUGAUAAUGAUGACGACGACGAUGAUGAUGAUGACUUCGAUGACCAGGGAGAUUUGACACCGAAAACAAGAUCAAGAAGCACCAGUCCUCAGCCUCCUCGAUUCUCCUCCUUGCCUGUGAAUGUUGGCGCAGUACCCCAUGGGGUGCCUUCCGAUAGCUCCCUGGGGCAUUCUUCACUGAUCAGCUAUUUGGUUACUUUGCCAAGUAUUCAGGUGACUCAACUCAUGACACCCAGUGACUCUUGUGAAGAUACUCAGAUGACAGAAUAUCAGAGGCUAUUCCAGAGCAAAAGAACAGACUCAGAAGCAGACAAGGAUAGGCUGGACAUCCCCAGUUCUAUGGACGAGGAGUGCAUGCUGUCCUCAGAGCCAAGCUCCUCCCCAAGGGACUUCUCUCCUUCCAGCCGCCAUUCCUCACCAGGCUAUGAUUCUUCCCCCUGUCGAGAUAACUCACCAAAGAGGUAUCUGAUACCCAAAGGAGAUUUGUCACCCAGAAGACAUUUAUCACCUAGGAGAGACCUGUCACCCAUGAGGCAUCUGUCACCAAGAAAGGAAGCUGCAUUGAGGAGAGAGAUGUCCCAAAGAGAUGUUUCACCAAGAAGGCAUCUAUCCCCCAGAAGGCCACUGUCUCCAGGGAAGGACAUCGCAGCAAGAAGAGACCUCUCUCCCAGAAGAGAGAGAAGAUACAUGACCACCAUAAGAGCACCAUCUCCCAGAAGGGCUUUAUAUCAUAACCCGCCAUUAUCCAUGGGGCAGUAUUUGCAAGCAGAGCCAAUUGUAUUGGGGCCUCCUAACUUAAGAAGAGGAUUACCUCAGGUUCCUUACUUCAGUCUCUAUGGAGACCAAGAAGGUGCUUAUGAACAUCAAGGCUCCAGCCUUUUCCCUGAGGGUCCUACUGACUAUGUCUUCAGUCAUCUUCCACUCCACUCUCAGCAGCAAGUGCGAGCUCCUAUCCCCAUGGUGCCAGUUGGUGGGAUCCAAAUGGUUCACUCCAUACCGCCGGCCCUUUCUGGUUUACAUCCUCCACCUACAUUGCCUCUGCCAAUGGAGGGUCCUGAGGAGAAGAAAGGGGCGCCUGGGGAGCCCUUUCCCAAGGAUCCCUAUGCUCUCUCCAGGCAGCAGGAGAAGCACGCGCCUCACGUUUUGCAGUCAUCUGGUCUACCGAGCACUCCCUCCUCGCCUCGGCUACUGAUGAAACAGAGCACUUCGGAAGACAGCCUGAAUGCAACAGAGCGGGAACAGGAGGAGAACAUACAGACUUGUACAAAAGCCAUUGCCUCUCUCCGGAUUGCCACCGAAGAGGCUGCUCUGCUUGGGGCUGACCAGCCAGCCCGGGUGCAGGAACCCCUCCAAAAACCCUUGGAAAGUGCACAUGUUGGCAUUAGACACUUUAGCGGGCCUGAGCCAGGUCAGCCCUGUACCUCAGCUGCCCACCCUGACUUGCAUGAUGGUGAAAAGGACAAUUUUGGUACAUCACAGACUGCAUUGGCUCACUCCACGUUUCACAGCCAGAGUCCUGUGGAUGAGAAACGGUUGGACUUCCACAGCAGCAAGGAGUUCUCUUCAAGCACAGAGGAAGGCCACAAGCCUUCAUCAGGGAAGAGUCAGCUACAUUGAUCUAAGAUGCAUGGAGACUUUCAUUUUCACAUGGCCCCCCUUUUAUUGUUUUUGUUUUCGUUUUUCUAGAAAUAGAAGUAAUCGAGUUUAUAGCAUGCCUGUCCUAAGUUACGGUAGUUUGCUAUUAUAUAUACUUUUGUUAUUUCAAAAGAAUUAGGUAAAUUACCAAGUCAUCAUGAGCCUGACCAAAACAAAAUUUGAAAUUAACCUAUUGGGUCUGGUACUUUUAAAAUUGUACAGAUGUUUGUGCCUUUUCUUUACUUUGCUUAUAUUCUUAUAAGCAUUUUUUAGCAGUAAUUUGUACAUAUUUUAGAAUUUGUGUAUCUGCGUUGUAAUAAAUGUAAUUUCUUUCCUUUUUUGGACACUUGGAUCUAAAUGAUGUAAAGCAAAACAGCAUCAAUAUAUAUGUGAGGUUGCACUAAAACAUAUUUUUAUAUGAUAAAAACUGAACAGCUUUUAUGUACAGCUCUGAUUCUGUAAUACUAAUAUUUAUUUACUUUGUUUCAUAAAUUGUACAUUUUUUCUUAAUGUUGUGGAUUGCUUUUCUAUGUGAAGCAUGGGAUUUACUGUUGCGUAAUUAGAACAACAAUGUACAUUGUAAACAAGAUAUUUAAACUAGAGUACCUUAUUCUGCACUUAUGCAUUAGUUACAAAAAAAGAUAAAGGAUGUAUCAGUCAGUUCUUAACUCUUGUAAAUUUUUUUUGUCUCUUGUUUGCCGGAUUGACUAUAACUUAAGUGCUGAUUGUGAUUUUAAACUGAUAGUACCGUAAAGCAUUAAAGUAAACAAUGUGCUAUUGUGAGUUUUUUCAAAGCUUUAUAAAACAGUUAUAAAUAAUAUUAAAAGUAUUUGGUCUUAUGUGAACAUGUUGAUCUAUAUACUCAUCUAAAAAUAUGGGAAAACAUUCCGACCCAUGUAAAUAUGUACAAGUGCAUCACUGGUACAAUUUUAUGUAACUCAGUUGGACACUAGGUUGCCACAGACCUAUGCUAGGGUGUCUUUAAAAAUUAAAGUGACAAAGCACAUGGGACUGUGUAGAGCUUGGUUAUCGGCCGGCCCGGUGGCUUGGCAGGCAGUGCUGUGCGCUGCCCUUGGAGAAGACCUGGGCUUAGAGAUCUCCCUGGUCCUUGCUGCACAGGAUGGUGACUGAACUAAGGCUACACAGAGGGGCCACACUUGGACGCCCAGGAAUCGAUGCGGAAGCUGGGAAGGGGGUGGAGACCUCUCCCCAUCUCUUCCCGUCAGCCUGACCACAAGGUAACAGGGUUAACAUCUAUCUGCAUUAGGGGAAGUCACCUUCCCCUUUGUGUAGGGGAAAAGUGUCACACUCCUGGCUAUCUCAGGGGGAACGUUGAAAAAAAGAUUUCAAGGGAAAAUGACCUGAGGGGGGAUGAUAUCUUUUGUAUAGAACAUUCAGAAUGGUUUUGAUUAGUGUUGAAGAUGGGAAGAGCCUUUGUAGGUCCCAAAGAACAGAGAGGAGGGAGGGGGUACAGCAACAUGUGCACCCACACGCACGCGUGUGUGCACGCACACACACAAUCUGGGUUACCUUUGUGCUACAUAGUGGAUUAUAAUUCUGUGAAACCAAGUUUGUAUAUUGAAUUACAUUAAGGAGUGUUCUUUAAAAAGAGAAAUAAAUGUACAAUUACAUGCUU
Marmota monax (woodchuck) is the source of this 13196-nucleotide messenger RNA. It is a transcript of the gene Hivep2, whose product is annotated as HIVEP zinc finger 2. Gene Ontology annotation, cellular component: nucleus. The transcript is spliced from 13 exons. The coding region runs from base 4202 to 11542 and encodes 2446 amino acids. NCBI's taxonomy places the organism in Eukaryota, Metazoa, Chordata, Mammalia, Rodentia, Sciuridae. Gene Ontology annotation, biological process: regulation of transcription by RNA polymerase II. The record is from RefSeq and is a predicted model, not a curated record. Gene Ontology annotation, molecular function: RNA polymerase II cis-regulatory region sequence-specific DNA binding; DNA-binding transcription factor activity, RNA polymerase II-specific.